Messenger RNA from Nematostella vectensis (starlet sea anemone), 1337 nucleotides. RefSeq names its product testisin. The record is from RefSeq and is a predicted model, not a curated record. Gene Ontology annotation, molecular function: calcium ion binding; serine-type endopeptidase activity. The transcript is spliced from 8 exons. NCBI's taxonomy places the organism in Eukaryota, Metazoa, Cnidaria, Anthozoa, Actiniaria, Edwardsiidae. Gene Ontology annotation, biological process: blood coagulation; proteolysis. The coding region runs from base 67 to 1245 and encodes 392 amino acids.
AAAGGUGUGAGCCAUAUCACUCUCCCGAUUCACUUUUUCUGGUCUUGCGUUGUGGUACACGGCGCCAUGAUUUUCCUCGUUUGCUUCGCGUUGCUUUUUGGAUCAUCUCUAGCUGAGAGAGUUGAGACAAUAGAUGAGCUUCAAGAACUCUUUGAAAAGGAAACGUCAAGAAGCAAAAGAGGGGCAUGCGCAGAUGAGAACAGCUACUGUUCGUCAUACAAAGCCUACUGUAAAGACAAGGAUUACGUGGAUUGGUUAAAACAGAACUGCAAAAAGACCUGUGACUUCUGUGUCAAACCAUGUUUCGACAAACACACCAAAUGCGCAGUAUACAAGAACUUUUGCAAGGUACCUAAAUACGAGGGUGCAAUGCGACAUUGGUGCAACAAAUAUUGCGAAUUCUGUACAGUCCCGACGACGACACAAGCACCCACGACGCUCCCACGCACAGAAAGACCUAUUGACCCAGGAAGUGUAAAAUGCGGAACCAAGGGCAAAGGAAACACGAGGAUUGUUGGUGGAACUCGUGCCAAGAAGGGCGCUUGGCCGUGGCAGAUCAGCAUGAACUACGUCCAUAACAAAGUCACCAAGACACCGCACAUCUGCGGGGGGUCAGUCGUGGCCCCUGAGUGGAUAGUGACCGCCGCUCACUGCUUCGCGUAUAGUAAAGACGCCAAGGACUACACUAUAGCGGUCGGCGAGCAUGAUCUUAAUGCCACGGACGGCUACGAGCAGCGACCCGACGUCGAGCGCAUCAUCCUUCACCCGAAGUACGCGCCCCACAACAACCACGACUACGACGUAGCACUCAUUAAGCUUGCGUCUCCACUUCAAUACAACGACCGCGUAAGGCCCGUAUGCCUCCCUUCACUUAAAGAAGACCUAGAAGAGAAUACACAAUGCUACAUCAGCGGAUGGGGCCACCUUCAGGAGGCUGGGCACGGGCCUUGGGUACUGCACCAGGCUGCUGUCCCGUUGGUAUCACGUGACACCUGUCAAAAAGCCUACAAUGACCUGCACUACAAAGUCUCAUCACGCAUGCGUUGUGCUGGCUAUGGCGCCGGCGGAAUCGACGCAUGUCAAGGAGACAGUGGGGGACCGCUGGUCUGUAAAGAGGGUGAUGUCUGGUACCUAAUGGGCGCAAUCAGUUGGGGAGUGGGAUGCGCGCGCGGGGGUAGAUAUGGUGUGUACGCUGAUAUGAUGGAUCUGAAAUACUGGGUUCAGUCGACAAUCCAUCAGGGAUAGUUCUUCCUAAGUCGUCAAAACGACCUUAUUUGGAAGUAAAAAUUAACUCGCGGGUCAGAAAAAAAAAUAAAAUAAAAACUACAUAUAAAGAA